Messenger RNA from Ictalurus punctatus (channel catfish), 2873 nucleotides. It is a transcript of the gene chrnb3a, whose product is annotated as cholinergic receptor nicotinic beta 3 subunit a. The record is from RefSeq and is a predicted model, not a curated record. Gene Ontology annotation, biological process: monoatomic ion transmembrane transport; regulation of membrane potential; signal transduction. The transcript has 6 exons. Gene Ontology annotation, molecular function: acetylcholine-gated monoatomic cation-selective channel activity; transmembrane signaling receptor activity. The coding region runs from base 283 to 1677 and encodes 464 amino acids. Lineage: Eukaryota; Metazoa; Chordata; Actinopteri; Siluriformes; Ictaluridae. Gene Ontology annotation, cellular component: postsynaptic membrane; synapse; neuron projection.
UGGUCUUUCCUGCGCGUGCUCAGCGUUUUGCUCUGCGCGCGCGGGGGUAAAACACGCCGAGGGUAACGUGCAGAGAGAGAGAGAGAGAGAGAGAGAGAGAGUGAGAGAGAGAGAGCGCGCGCUCUCCAGUCCUCAUCAUUCAUGCAGCGACUCCAGCUGCGACUCCUCCGCGGCUUCUCCCGGUAAUGACGCGGGAAAUCACGGCGGUCGCGUGCUCUCGAUCCCCCUGCUGCGGGAUGGCGGAGUGAACGAGGCGGAAGCUCCUGCGCGCGCGGCGCCACCAUGCAGCUACCGAUCGCAGCGCUGUGCCUCGCGCUCGCCCUGGCGGCCACCGGCGCUGCCGCCUCGGAAGACUCAGAUGAGUUGUCUUUAGCUGAACUGGAAGACAUGUUGUUAAGGAAACUAUUUCAUGGUUAUCAGAAGUGGGUGAGACCCGUCCUGCACGCCAACGACUCCAUCACCGUCCGCUUCGGCCUCAAGAUCUCCCAGCUGGUGGACGUGGACGAAAAGAACCAGCUCAUGACUACUAAUGUCUGGUUGUGGCAGGAGUGGACAGACUAUAAGCUGAGCUGGAACCCAGAGAAUUAUGGGGGAAUCACGUCCAUCCGAGUGCCUUCGGAGAACAUCUGGCUGCCUGACAUCGUCCUCUAUGAAAAUGCUGAUGGGCGUUUCGAGGGCUCACUGAUGACAAAAGCGAUCGUCAAGUACGACGGUACAGUGACAUGGACUCCUCCAGCCAGCUACAAGUCUUCCUGCACCAUGGACGUCACUUACUUCCCUUUCGACCGCCAGAACUGUUCGAUGAAGUUCGGUUCAUGGACGUACGAUGGCGCCAUGGUGGAUCUGACCCUGAUCGACCCCCAUGUGGACCGCAAGGACUUUUUCGACAACGGCGAGUGGGAGAUCCUGGACGCCAGCGGGCGGCGAGGGAGCCGUCGUGAUGGAAGCUACUCGUAUCCGUUCGUCAACUACUCCUUCAUCCUGAAGCGCCUGCCUUUGUUCUACACGCUCUUCCUGAUCAUCCCGUGCCUCGGCCUCUCCUUCCUCACCGUGCUGGUUUUCUAUCUCCCGUCGGACGAAGGCGAGAAGCUUUCGCUGUCCACGUCUGUGCUCGUCUCACUCACCGUCUUCCUCCUGGUCAUCGAGGAGAUCAUCCCGUCCUCGUCCAAGGUCAUCCCGCUGAUCGGCGAGUACCUGCUCUUCAUCAUGAUCUUCGUCACCUUCUCCAUCAUCGUCACGGUCUUCGUCAUCAACGUGCACCACCGCUCCUCGGCCACCUACCACCCCAUGGCGCCGUGGGUCAGGAGACUCUUCCUGCAGAGCUUACCCAGAAUGCUGUGCAUGCGUGGCCACACUGAUCGCUACCUCUAUGCGGACAUGGAGCCACACCGGAGUCCGGAGCAGAAGCGUGGGAUGAAGAAAGGGGCGAAGAAGAGUGCGGGAGGAAAGGAGGACGAGUCCUGGGUGGCCAUGCUGGAGAAAGCCACCAGCUCAGUGCGCUACAUAUCCAGACACAUUAGGAAGGAGCACUUCAUCAGAGAGGUGGUUCAGGACUGGAAGUUCGUGGCUCAAGUGUUGGACCGGAUCUUCCUGUGGGUCUUCCUCACCGUGUCCGUACUUGGCACCAUCCUCAUCUUCACUCCGGCUCUGACCAUGUACCUCAGCAGCGCUCCUUAAAAACGCCCCGCAAACCGCAUUACAAACUCGUCCUUAAAACCCACGGGGCCAAAAAAAAAAAGACAGCUUUCCUUCACCAAUACCAACCUAAUACAACCACUGCUUCAAUACAUACCUACUACAUCAUUCUAAACCUUUUAGAUUAGACCUUAAAGGGUUACUCGGACCUGCAAGAAUAUCCGCUCUCACAUAAACGCACCUUGCAGAUAUUCUACCCAAAAACGUUCCAACCGCUCCUCAAAACAACCACUCGUGUAGUGUAGAACCCAAACGUUUACAUCAUCAUGACACGCAUCGAUACGUUCUCAAAUUCUCGAAUCUGAUUGGUCAGAAAGUGUUAAUUUUUGAAAAAAAAAUUUUUUACAUAACAGCGGCUCAGCAAAUCGCGUUUAUACUGAUGCGCACGUUCUGAUGCGUUACCGUUUCCAUAGUAACCGCUCGUUCCCGUUCACACGGGCAGGCUCGUAAACCGCGGAUUAUAACAAAUCAAGAACGACUGUCGACUUCAUGCUCACUUGUCGUUUGUGGGAGGAGUCUCCAACGUCAGUGCUUCGUAACACUUCUAAAUAAAAUCUCCAGGACACUUCGAGACGUGCUGUCACGGACUUCCGCUUCACGCCACCCCGUUGUUGAUUAUUUUCCCAUACCGGGCACCUCGUGAAGUGUUUAAUCGCUCUUACAUCACAGCGAUUACUAUUUCUAUUCAUUAAAGAACGACACGGUGCAAUCACAUUGCAAUCUUUCAUAAACGUACAGUACGUUUCCAAAAACUCCCAUUACCUCACCCGAGCACAAAAUAAUUCACCGAACCUUUACAGUCUCUUCAUCACGCACCAAAAUGUAUCCUACUCCUUUUAAUUCCAUUGGGUGGAGUUAUGAUAAUAAAUGAUAUCCGCACUCCUCGAUGUUUAUUCAACCAUUUUCCUGUACACUGUGUUCAGUACAUAUGAUACAAACCUCACUGAGCUACAGAAGAUGUAUUAAUCAUAGUCUUCAAUAGGACAACACGAAAGCCGGUUCCUUUCGGCUCGGUACCGUCCAUCAGUACACUUUGUGUCGGUCAGAUUAUACUGACGUCGUCUGCGUUAAAGCGUGUACAUGCCUGAGUGUUAACGUCUAUUGUUAAUGUAACUGAAUGCUUACAAGUCUUUUUAUAUGUUGAAUGACAUUAAAGAAACCUCUGACGUAGCGGAUUA